AUGAGCAGACCUACCAACGAAGUCACCAUACAGAACUCUGCACUUCUCAUAGCGUACGAAAUUAUUGCUACAAAGGGUGCCUAUAUACACCAUACAGUGAAAAUGUUCAUCGUCCAGAUACUCUUGGAUAUUGCUGUCUGGCUGCUAGGCUUUACUUCUGCACUCGUACCAGAAGAAGCAGCCCAUGAAGGACACCCGCCCACAGAACGCGCUGAGAUGUCAGAUGCUCCUAAUUUUGAACACCCUUUGCCAUACGAAGGGGCCGAGGAGGACUUAGAGCCAGAUACGCCGGAAAAUAUGACCUGGAUUAUGGACUAUCCUUCACAUCCCCCGCUAUAUUUUUCCUCCAGUACCUCAUCUCAGAGCUCCUCCUCACAAGAGUCUUAUUUAGAGAUCAUUUCGAGCCUCGAGGCCUUGUGGGAUGACUGGGACCCACAGCCGGAGGAAAUAGACUACCCUGAUCGGCCAACUACUCCAGGCAUCCUGGAAACUACUUUGGCAAACGACACAGGCUCGCUCUUUUCGCGUUCAGACACUGACGCCGAAUCAAGCCAACCUAUGUCACCCCGACCAGCCACCCUGGAUAGCGAAUACUACAUCUUUAACCCAACAGGGGAUCUAGAGAUGAGUGAUACUGGGUUAUAG
Microsporum canis CBS 113480 is the source of this 645-nucleotide messenger RNA. RefSeq lists its product as uncharacterized. Lineage: Eukaryota; Fungi; Ascomycota; Eurotiomycetes; Onygenales; Arthrodermataceae. The transcript has a single exon. Bases 1 to 645 code for a protein of 214 amino acids. The record is from RefSeq and is a predicted model, not a curated record.